This is a messenger RNA of Caenorhabditis elegans, 2771 nucleotides long. It is a transcript of the gene gldr-2, whose product is annotated as PAP-associated domain-containing protein. The record is from RefSeq and is marked reviewed. NCBI's taxonomy places the organism in Eukaryota, Metazoa, Nematoda, Chromadorea, Rhabditida, Rhabditidae. The coding region runs from base 259 to 2685 and encodes 808 amino acids. The transcript is spliced from 11 exons.
ACAUUUCUCCCAAUUUGUUAGGUUUUGCUCAUAUUUUCCCACAUUCGAAGUAUUGAGAGUUUAUUUUUCCAUAAAAGAACCGAUUUUCUUCCUAAAUCCAGCUGUGCGGUCAUUUUUCACGUAGGCAUAUUUUUUCUCACAAUUUUAAGGAUUUCUGCGUUCUUUAUCAAAUGAAAGGUCCCAUUUCUUCCAAUUUUUAGGUUUUCUGGUUCUCUGCGUUCCAUCUUUGAAUGAAUCUUCGAUUGUAUUUUUAUAUAAAUGUCGAGAAAACGAAAAAUGUCACAGUCGAAAAAGCCAAGCUUACCACGCCGUCCAAUUAUUCAAAAUCUCACAUUCAUGGGAACUGAAUUGGGAUGCCCAUUGUUAGUUCAGGACAUGGAUUCCAUGAACAAACGUGGUGAAGAGCCUCCGGAGAACGCUGACGUGAAGCGAUUCAUAUCGUUCGCCACAAUUCCAGCGUGUUGUCUGCAUUCAAAAGGAACCGGCCAAGACGCUCAGUCCGCAGACGAGUCGGCAGGUUACGCAAUGCUCGACUUUUUCAAACUUUACAUCUCUAAUGGAUUCAGAAGUAAACUUCUCAAUUGUGCAAGUGAUGAAGAAGUAAAAGAGUUGAUUCCUCAAGUUCAACCACUUUUUGAACAAUUCAAAGCUGCAAUUGCAGCUGAUUUUCUGUCGAUCAGCAGAUGCACUCAAUUCGAGUUGACUCCAGCAGCGAGGGCACGCGGAAAAGAGCUUAAAAAGCGUGUUCUGACAAAUUUAAAAAACGCGGGAGUUGGAUACACAACGGUUACUCCUAAGAAAACUUUAAAAAAUGAUGAUGAUGACGUGGAAGAAGACGUGCCGAAUGAAACAGUGGACCCCAGUGAUGCUCCAGGAUCAUCAUCCAGUGAUGAUAUUGUUAUCGUUAGAGAAGUUGCGAGCGAAGCAUCGCCCAAACUUCGCAAGAUGCGAGAAAUGGACGGAGCGAAGAAGAAGCUCAUCGAAGAAGCUACAAUGCGCCUGGGUGAAAACCGCCGAUCUCCAUCUCUCGACUCUGACACCUACUUUGGAGAAUGUCAACAGCUGCUUCACGGUCCAACAGAAGUCUACUGUGCCCGUCCCGAAUCGAACCAGUUUGUCCAGCAGUACGAAGAAGCGAAUUCAACUGAAGCAUCUGAGGAUGAAGACAAGGAAGCUGUACCGAUGAAGCGUGCUCGAGUGGAUAUAGAAGAAGACGACGACGACGUCAUUGUUCUGAAUAUGACCACCUCUUCUGGAGUUUCGGAUAAAAAAGACGUUUCAGGUUCUGAGGACGAAAUAGGUGAUAUAGUUGACGAGUGGGAUGCAAAUGACGAGGAGGAGAAGACUGACGAACUGGAAGAGCUUGAAGAUGACGAUAUUCAGAUAAUUGAGGCAGGGGAUCAAGGAAACGGUGUAGAAGAGGUCUCAAGCACAGUGAUUUCGGUGGAGACUCCCAACAGUUCUUCAGAUGAGAAUAAGAUCUACAAUGGCCACCAAACGCAUCAAAUUUUCCGAGAAGUUCGCCAGUUGCCAGUCAAUUAUCAGGCACGAACCAUCGGUGUAGUGCUCAACGAGCGGAUCGCUGGCUCCGUCGAGAAGUUUGUGAACUCGAUCACCAAAAAGUCGUUCAAUUCUGUCAAACAAUUGUCUAAAUUGGCAUGGGAUCACUACCUGGGAAAUGCACAACCGGAUUUUGUGUUUCUCAAGAAAAUGGAGGCUCGUCAAAAGCUAUUCUCGGAGAUCAAGAAGCUGUUCCCUGACACAGAGAUCAAGCUCCAGACAACUGGCUCAACAGUGAACGGAUGUGGAUCUUUCAACUCUGACAUGGAUCUUUGUCUAUGCUUUCCGACAAAUGGAUAUAAAGGACAAGUAUGCGACGAUUUUCACUGCGACAGAAAUUAUUCGACGAAAAUUCUUCGCAAAAUUGAUAAGGCGUUUCGAAGAUCGCAUUGGAGCCAUCCUCUGAAGAAGAUAAUCAAGACAAUGCAGCUGGUGCCGGCGAAAGUUCCAAUUGUGAAAAUGAUUUUGAAUGGAGAAUUUGAUGGAAUUGAGGUUGAUAUUAAUGUUAAUAAUAUCGCAGGAAUAUACAAUUCACAUCUCAUUCAUUACUAUUCAUUAACGGAUGCCCGGCUCCCAGCUCUGGCCCUACUCGUGAAGCACUGGGCGAUGGUUACUGGAAUCAAUAACGCACAGGACGGAUUUCUGAAUAGUUACACGACGAUUCUUCUCGUUGUGCACUAUCUUCAAUGCGGUGUCACUCCAGCAGUCAUUCCGAACUUGCAAUACUUGUUCCCGCACAAGUUUGAUCGAAAACUUCCGCUUAAUGAGCUUCUUCUGUUUGGCGAUAUUGCGGACAAGUUGCCCACAAGUCCUCCCAACACGUGGUCGCUUGGAGAGUUGCUCAUCGGAUUCUUUCAGUACUAUAAUGAAUUCGAUUUCACUAAUUUCGGAUUUUCAAUCCGCUCGGGUCAAGUCAUUCCUCGGGAAAAUCUCCCCCGUGAUCUCAUCAACAGUCCGAUUGUCGUUGAGGAGCCGUUUGAUGCGAUCAACACAGCCAGAACUGUACGCGAUGUUAGCCACAUGAAAUCUAUCAAAUCCGCCUUCCGCUGUGCCGUCCAAAUAAUCUCUUCAAAUAAAAAUUUUACAAUGCGUGAUCUCGGUGUAAACGUCACAGAAUUUGACUAAAAAGUUAAUUUGUUCUUUUUUUUUAUUCGCUUCUUUUUUCUUAUAGUGUUCGUAUAGUGUUAAUCAAUACAUACUUUGUAAUAUUA